Messenger RNA from Pygocentrus nattereri (red-bellied piranha), 1492 nucleotides. RefSeq lists its product as uncharacterized. Lineage: Eukaryota; Metazoa; Chordata; Actinopteri; Characiformes; Serrasalmidae. Gene Ontology annotation, cellular component: membrane. The coding region runs from base 155 to 763 and encodes 202 amino acids. The record is from RefSeq and is a predicted model, not a curated record. The transcript is spliced from 7 exons.
GGAACAGCACCCCAAGCAUGAGGCCUCAGUCUCCGCCCCGUCCUCUGUCCAGUCCCCUCCACUCGUUCUUCCCUCUCUUUUUCCUCCUCCCUCGCUCCAGUGUUGUGAAACACCGUGGAAUCUGCGCAGUUGACCCCCCCUCACACAUCUGAAGAUGGCUGCGCGUGCAGGAAAGGAGGGCAGUCCAGCAGAGGGCGCCACCACACAGACCGUCACCGGCGGCUCCAAGCCUCUGCACCGCUUCCUCCGAGCGGAGCCGAAGACCGUCGGGAUUGUGAUGAUCCUCAUGGGCUUUGGUCUGUUCUUGUUUGGAAUCCCUCUGAAAACGGACACAGUGGAUAACUUAUCAGACAUCUACAGCUCCUUUUGGUUGGGCUUCCUGUACUUAACGUGCGGUGUUCUCUACAUACUGGCAGAACGUAAACCCACCAAAAAGAUUGUCACAGCUAGUCUGGCUCUUAGUAUCGUCUCAACACUGGGGUCUAUAUUCGCUGCAAUUGAUUUCAUCAAAGCCAUGGUGGUCAUCUCAUACAGUCGCCAUUAUCGUCUGUACAACUUCUACGAUUAUGAGAAUGUUACGGAGCUGGAGGCAGUGUUGGAGCAGCGUUAUACGUCCAUCUACAGCCUGGAAGCCGUGUUCCUGUUCCACAGCUUAAUAGGUGGAGGAAUCCUCAUCGUCAUGACCGUUUUUUCACGGAUGGCUCUGCGCUCCUCCCGGACACAGACGGUUGUAGUAAUGCGUAACCUACCUUCAGCAGAGUGAGAACUUCUGAAGACAUUAUAGGAUUAUCUUGUUGUCUUACUCCUACUCAGUGUACAAACAAAUAAGACAGUUUAAAUGAAGUAUAUAUCCAGCAUAUAACACUGUACUAACUCAGCGGCUCAUAUAGGAACGUAUCUUGUUGGAAAAGUUUUUAAUUUUAUAUUCAGUAAUCAAACAAAACAAUGCCUGAAAGGAAUGCUGACAAACGAUAUCAUAAAGUCAGAUUAUAAUACAUUCUCUGUGCAUGCAUUUACAAAUAACCCCCCCUUAAAAUGUGUCUCACUCACCCAUUUCAGUGAUCAAAUAAGUGACACAACAGCAUUAACACUCAACACCAGUAUCACAAGGUAAAAUCAGUCAUUUACAACCAUUCUUAACUUUUCACUUUGCUUUUUCAUCCGCGACCACCACAGCAUCCUUUUACCGCCCAUUAAUGUCACAAGGCAGACACAGUAAAUUCACAUGCAUGUUAUCUAAAGCAUCUUGGCCUGGCGGUCAUGGUUGUUGAAUGUUUUUCCAUAUGAGAAUCCUACUGUACUAUACUGUAUCUGUAGUUAAACCACUAGGAGCACUAUCUUUAGACCACAUGCUGUUUACGUUGCAUUAACAACAGAACUUUUUUUUUUUUUACUGUGGACGAUUUCUGCUGACAAGAUGCCGUUGGCCGACUAGGCCAUUGUAAAAUUGAAAUGUAAAAUGAAAUGAGAAAAAUAAACCAACUUUUAUUUA